This is a messenger RNA of Oncorhynchus gorbuscha (pink salmon), 1685 nucleotides long. RefSeq lists its product as uncharacterized. The coding region runs from base 305 to 895 and encodes 196 amino acids. The transcript has 6 exons. Gene Ontology annotation, cellular component: MLL1 complex; NURF complex. NCBI's taxonomy places the organism in Eukaryota, Metazoa, Chordata, Actinopteri, Salmoniformes, Salmonidae. The record is from RefSeq and is a predicted model, not a curated record.
AGCAUUUGGGAUUUAUUAGCGCACGUUAAAUCUUGCGUUUGUCCACAUUAUUUAUUUUUAGCUACACAUUUCUGAUUAUUGCAACAACAACACAAGAUCCGUUUUAACACAAUUCACAGGCUCACUGAAAACAAUUGAGGACUACAGACAAAAAUAUAUUGUAAGACGUGGACGAAGUUGGUAUUUGUAUUAACAGCUGAGCCUGCAGUGCAAGCAGGCUAACUAACCUGAAGCGUAGCUAGCUUCUCAAAACGGCGUUAUUCACAGGAAAAUCUGAAUCUGUUCAGCAACUACAAAAAGAAAAAUGACUUCAGCCUCAACGAAGGUUGGGGAGAUCUUCUCAGCAGCAGGAGCUGCUUUCACCAAGUUAGGGGAGCUGACCAUGCAACUGCACCCCGUAGCUGACUCCAGUCCCGCAGGAGCUAAGUGGACGGACACUGAGAUUGGGCAGCUGAGAUCGGCCGUGGUGAGGUUUGGUGAUGACCUGAACUCCCUCAGCGCUGUCAUCAAGGAACGCACCGUGGUCCAGAUUAAAAGUACAGUGAAGAGGAAGCUCUAUGACGAGACUGGGAUGCCCAUUUCCACCGACUCCCCAAAAAAGACCGCCAAGAAGACUGCUGUUACCAUAGCCACCACGGCAACCCCAACUGUCAUUGCUGUGCCGACCUCACAGGUUGUCAUGAAGGCAGGUGUCCAGGGAAAUGUGACUCUGGCCAUUCCCACCAUGAAGAAACAGAAGUCUGCAGCAGAUGUGACUCUGAGUGCUCUGAAUGACUCUGACGUCAACUCUGACCUGGUAGACAUAGAGGGACUCGGAGAGGGAUCCAACUCCAAGAAACUCAACUUCGAUCAGGACAACCUGAACCUCGACUCCAGCUUCAUUAUGAACUCGUGACCUGCCGCUCCUCUCUCGUUGACCAAGAUGUUUUCAUUAGCACCCUAUUUCCUACAUAGUGCACUACUUUUGACUGGAGCCUUAUGGACCCUGGUCAAAUGUAAUCCACUAAAUAGGGAUUAGAGUGCAAUUUGAGACAUAGCCCCCGACAUCUAUGGACAACAGCCGAGAUCCUUCAGAUUUGAUUUGGCAGAUCUCUAUGGGUGCAUCUGAAAUGGCACCUUAUUCCCUGCUUUUUUUUAGCCAAGGCCUAUGAGUGGUGCAAAUUUCUCUUGCAUGAGGAAUGUGUUGGAUGUAAAUAAUGGUAUUUUUAUUUAUUCAUGAUUGAUUUGUACUACACAAAGCUAAUGUGCAGAGCUGCAUGGCCAAGGACUACAGUGUGUAGAUUUUGCCAUCUUGGUUUAUGUCAAUUAUGUGGGGUAGGUGGCCCUGCAAAUUCCCAUUUGACAAUGCUGCAACUGCAAACUGUUGUUUCCAGAAUCAUGUACUUGUGAACCCAGUGUUGAGCUCACCAGCAAAUUAAACUGGUAUUUGAAAAGCAUACUGGCUAAUAUAGAUGAACACAAUUGUAUCAAAGGACAGGAAUUAGUUUAGUGCCGUUUUCUGUUUGAAACAGUGGAUUAUCUUAUUGUUCAAAACAUGACCCAUGUAAUUUUGGGGGGAAAUAUUUCUCGGUAAGUUACUGACAAACAUUUUGUAGUUUUAUAUAGAGGCGUACUCUAAAGACAAUCAAAUGACCUGUGCGAUUUGCUGAAUUAUGUUGAAUAAAUUGACAAAUUACCAACUAGAA